UUACUGUAAUUCUAACCAGGAAGAUCAACACAGUUGUUGUGGCUUGUUGUUUUGACUGGAGCCUUUUACCUCUCGGUUUCUUAACUCAUAAUUAUCUCACUUGCCCAUCCAUAUUCAGGCUCAGUGCAUGUAAACACAGGCGGGCAUUGGUUCCAUCUUUCCCAACAGGAUGCUUGCUUCAUCCACAAGCUUUUCAAGUAGGAGGCUGAGACCAUGAGAGAGUCUGACUUAUCAACAUGAAGAGGUGUAACAUCUGUAGGAGCUGCUUUCUUUAACCUUACAAACGUGGGGUACACACACAGUGGGGAUGAUUGUCUGGGCAGAUGGUGCUCUGUGUGUGGACUAGAAGCUGAGCCGAGGCAAAGAGGGGCAGAUUCCUCGUCCAUCAUGGGAUGCUGCAGCGUGACUCAGAGGCAUACUGGAGUGGAUGAGGUGGGCCCUGAUGAGAUCGAGCUCCUGGAACUCUCUGGAGACAAUAUAGGAGUGUGGAGUCUGGGAGAAACCAGGCUUCAGUUGUCAGUGAGGAACAGCAGAGAUGAGCAACUGCCACCAACACUACCACCACCACCACCUCCGCCAGGCUGCCCUUCAGAACAGCACCCGGAAAAAGAGGUGGUGCUGUGGGGCAGGAGCAGAGACGAGUUGCACCGCAGGAUUUACUCUCAACAGCCAAUCAGGGAGUGGGAGGGCCAACCUCCCCACAUGUACGGAGAAAUCAUCCACUCCUCCCUGGUGUCUCUCUACACCAGCUACACACAGGGAACCAGUGAACACUUCCUGGUGUUGUUCUCUUUCCACCUGCUGAUCCUCUCCCUGGACCACUCUCAACAAGACUUCAUUUAUGAGGGCAUCCUGCCCCUUUCCGGACUGUCUUUGCAAGCCGUCUGUGUGGACCCUGACACAUCACAUUCACCACACAUGUUUGAGAUCAGCGGUCCAGUGAUGGACUCCAAAUUCUUCACAUGUCCCAGUGCUGCAGAGUUAGAGAAGUGGAUGCAUCACAUAGAAGAUAGGAUAUACAAGUCAAUGAUCCAUCCCAUGAGUCUCUCCCACUGUGCUCUCUCCUAUCUAUUACCCUGUGAUGAGCAUUGGAAAAGAGAAGAGCUGAAAAAGUACUUAUUACAAGCCCCAAUCUGGCAGUGGGAGGGCUCGCCGAUACAGCACAUGGGUCAGCUGGGAUACAUAUCUAUGGUCCAUAUCAUCAACACACAGAGACAGGGACCCCAAGAAAGACUGAUGGUUCUCUUCCCUCAAGAUGUCCUCCUUCUGUCAGUUGACAACAAGCGUCUGAAUAUAAGAUAUGAGGGCAGAUUGGCCCGACACAGUGUCAGAGCAGUGGAGAGGUCAGCCUUGCCUGGAUGGAUGGAGUUUGAGCUAAUAGGUGACCUGAUGGAGCCUCUGUUGAUCUCUUGUGCCUGUCAGGAGGAUUAUUGGAACUGGAUCUUUCAGUUACAACAGCCAGACAGAAGCAGCAACAUUACUGUGAGUCCUGCUGCCCCUCCAAUCAUGCCCAAGUUGCACAGGAGCAGGAAGGAGUCCCAGGGACCGAUGAUAACAACUGACCAAUGUCACAUCAAUGGACGCAGCUGACUCAUCAGAAAAAAAGCAUGAAAAUUCACUGUAAUUAUAAAUCUAAAAUAAAGUGUAGAUAUCAUGUACAUAUUACUUUUUUGUCUAAUUGUGCCACAAAAUGGAGAUACAGCAGUGAAUUGGUUUUGAAAUGUUCUCACCCUCUAUUUGGGUGACUUUGUCACUCAAAGGGACCGAGAAGAUACUUAUAGUUCUCUUUCAUGUGGGGACAAACAGAAACAAGGUCAUAACCCAGUUUGAGUUUAGACCUCAGCAGAAAAAAUGUUAGCUGUAGAGACUGUAGAGCUGUAAAGGUUACCAAAGAAAAUAGAAGUAAAGGAACGGCACAUAUUUAACUGUGAUGUCUUCUCCAUAAAAUACUUAAUGUUUGACUUGUCCACAAUAAAGAGUUUAAAAACAAUGCAACAUAAA
This is a messenger RNA of Scatophagus argus, 2001 nucleotides long. RefSeq names its product probable pleckstrin homology domain-containing family N member 1. The record is from RefSeq and is a predicted model, not a curated record. The transcript is spliced from 12 exons. Lineage: Eukaryota; Metazoa; Chordata; Actinopteri; Scatophagidae. Bases 388 to 1590 code for a protein of 400 amino acids.